CUCUCAGGCAGCGGUCAUACUAUAAUUAAAUGAAUAUGAUUUGUAUAUAGAAUCGUAAAUAUGUGAAUCAUUUAUAAAGUGGAUUCCAGGAGGCACAACAAAAAGUUCGCCGACGAGCGCCUCCUCCGCUGCCGAUUACACUAAUCUAAUCACGACGUAGCGGCAAACUGCGCUGCUGCAGCUAAAUUUUUACCCACCGGCGGAACGUAUCAAUCAGUAAACACACGCCCGAAGACGCCGCCGGACGUCCAAAUCGAAUCACAAAAAAAUUUUAAAGUCCGACGAACAAAUAUUGAACAGAAUGGUGGCCCCCUCCAAACUCAGCCAGGUGCUCAGCUACCAAAACUUCGUGCAUGCCGUCUCCGGAGCAGCGGGUGGCUGCAUUGCGAUGAGCACCUUCUAUCCACUGGACACUGUUCGAUCCCGCCUGCAACUGGAGGAGACUGGUGAAGUGCGGAGUACCAAGCAGGUGAUCAAGGAGAUUGUGCUGGGCGAGGGAUUCCAAUCGCUAUACAGAGGACUGGGUCCUGUUCUGCAAAGCUUGUGCAUUUCGAACUUUGUCUACUUUUACACAUUCCACGCCUUGAAGGCAGUGGCUUCCGGUGGUUCUCCAUCCCAGCACAGUGCUGUGAAAGAUCUGUUCCUGGGCAGCAUCGCAGGCAUCAUCAAUGUGCUCACCACUACGCCCUUUUGGGUGGUCAAUACGAGGCUACGUAUGCGCAAUGUGGCUGGAACCUCGGAUGAGGUGAACAAGCAUUACAAAAGCUUGCUGGAGGGUCUCAAAUAUGUGGCCCAAAAGGAAGGCCUCUCUGGUCUGUGGUCCGGCACGAUUCCAUCGUUGAUGCUGGUUUCCAAUCCCGCCCUGCAGUUCAUGAUGUACGAGACGCUUAAGCGCAAUAUUAUGCGCUUCACCGGCGGCGAGAUGGGCAGUCUGAGUUUCUUUUUCAUUGGUGCGAUAGCCAAAGCCUUUGCCACCGUGCUUACCUAUCCGCUGCAGUUGGUCCAGACCAAGCAGCGUCAUCGCAGCAAGGAGCAGGAUUCGAAGCCCUCCACUUCAUCGGGAACCAAGCCGCGCACGGAGACUACUCUCGAGCUGAUGAUCAGCAUAUUGCAGCACCAGGGAAUCCGUGGUCUGUUCCGAGGCCUGGAGGCCAAGAUCCUGCAGACCGUGCUCACAGCCGCCCUGAUGUUCAUGGCCUACGAGAAGAUAGCCGCCACCGUGGUCAUGCUGCUCAAGCGCAACUAAAUAGAGGCUCUAGUCUACCCGUAGUUUUACUCAACCAACCACUGUGUAAUAUGUAAGACAAACAUACACAAAACGAUUUAGGAUAUGGCCAGCACAACAGACUCCAAAGUUUAGCCGCUAAGCGUCAAUGGAUUAAAAAAAGAUACAAUGUUUACAAAAGAAAAUAAUAA
Molecule: messenger RNA, 1416 nt
Organism: Drosophila ficusphila
Lineage: Eukaryota; Metazoa; Arthropoda; Insecta; Diptera; Drosophilidae
Gene: PMP34
Product: peroxisomal membrane protein PMP34
Exons: 3
Coding region: 302-1246 (314 amino acids)
Cellular component (GO): peroxisomal membrane
Molecular function (GO): ATP transmembrane transporter activity; NAD transmembrane transporter activity; coenzyme A transmembrane transporter activity
Source: RefSeq, a predicted model, not a curated record